GUGAACUGCAUCGGAACAGGGGGAAAAUCGGCGAUGGGCAAGUUGCUCAGAGAGGUGUCGAAGUCGAGAUGGAGUCCGAAGGAGGAGGCUCUAGGUGAGGCUAGAUCCAAGGGGCAGACGACCUCAGCCAUGGUCGCCAUUAUGGAGGCUACGCCAAGCGAGGCACUAUUGGUCCCGUCGCUGGGCGUGCCGAUGGGUGAAAUGCUUGGCGAGGCGUCAUCUUGCUGGAGGAGAAUAAGGAGCGAGCAUGGAUUGGGCGAGCAACCUGGGGCACAUGAUAGCCUAGGCGUGCUACCUGGGUGCGGUCAAAAGGCAGUGGGGUGGGCAAAUCACGUGGCAGGCGAGCAGGAAAGGGUGUUGGGCACUUUUUUGGGUGGUGGUUUUUGCAGCUUGGGCUAG
This is a messenger RNA of Ilex paraguariensis (yerba mate), 399 nucleotides long. The record is from the annotation of a GenBank genome assembly. NCBI's taxonomy places the organism in Eukaryota, Viridiplantae, Streptophyta, Magnoliopsida, Aquifoliales, Aquifoliaceae.